This is a messenger RNA of Asterias rubens (European starfish), 2511 nucleotides long. RefSeq lists its product as uncharacterized. The record is from RefSeq and is a predicted model, not a curated record. Bases 78 to 2291 code for a protein of 737 amino acids. NCBI's taxonomy places the organism in Eukaryota, Metazoa, Echinodermata, Asteroidea, Forcipulatida, Asteriidae. The transcript is spliced from 3 exons.
CUACAAAACAAAUUACUAACUCAAAGCAAAUAACAGACCCAAGUGAUAAAGACCAUCCUGAUGAAGACGAUUCUGGCAUGGUAUAUGAGAAUGAGGAAGUUUCUGAAAGCAUUGCUGAUAACGAAGUUUCAGGCACACUGACAGUAGCAAACACUUCCAAAGGUCAUCAUCAAACUACAAAUUUAGGCUCACCUGGUCAAGUUCCUGUAGUCUCCAGUUCUACUUCAUUGAAUACAUCAGACAUUGAAGUACUAACCACUUCAAAUGAAAGAGGUAAGCGCAGUUGGGACAAGCCUCAGUUUUGUCCAUUCUGUCUGAUUCCACAAAAGAAGUUGCCACGGCAUUUAGCAUCUAUUCACAAAGAGGAACUACAAGUAGAGCAGUGGCUUGCCACAAAAGACAACAGAGAACGGACAAAGCAGCUUACUAUUAUGAGGAACUAUGGAAACUUUCUUCAUAAUGCGAAAGUACUUGACGAGGGAAAGGGCACUCUUAUCGUAGUGUAUAGGCCCUCAUAUAAAGUUAAUCCCACUGACUAUUUGCCUUGCACCAACUGCUUUGGCUAUUUUGCACAAAAUGAUUUAUGGAAGCAUAAAUGCUGCCAGACAGUUGAUGUUGAGGUAAAUGAUGCAGAAGAACCAUAUCAAAAGAAAAGAAAAACUGGACUAAGAAAAGCUAGCAGAAUGAUGCUGCCAACCAAACCAGGUGUUAGUCAGCGAACCCACCAAAUAUUGUCCAGCCUGAAAAGUGACAAUAUAAGCAGACUUGUCCGAUCAGACCGACUGAUUACGAUGUUUGCAGAGAAGUUGACAAAGAAGCAUGGUCACUCAAAAGAUCAGGAAGGCUACAUAAGACAGCGGUUGCGUGAGGUGGCCAGAAUGGUUUUAGAGUACAGACUGUUCACUCAGCAUUCUAAUGCUAUGUUAGCUGAUCUCAUUUGUCCAGAGAAAUUCAAUGAAGUCAUUGAAGCAACAAGACGAGCAGCAGGAUUUCAAGAGGAAACCAAUUUAUACACAACCCCAAGCCUUGCACUGAAAAUAGGACAUAGCCUGAAGUCAUGUGCAGAAAUUCUAAGAGGAGAUGCACUUUUGUCCAGGGACACAGUUCUUGAGAAGGAUUGUAAGGCUGUAAUAUCAUUGUACAACUUGAAUUGGGAAGGCGAAGUAAGCCACCAUGCUCUGAGAACAUUGCAUGAAGUCAAGAGGAACAAUCCUAAGUUGUUGCCGUUAACUGGAGAUAUUGUUAAAUUAUCAAGGUACCUCAAGAAUCAAGUACAAGAAAGGCACAAAGAGCUGCAGAAAACUAACAAGGAUGUGCCCAAAGUUUGGACAAAGUUGGCUGAACUUCUUCUGACACAAAUCAUUGUGUUCAACCGUAAAAGGCCUGGAGAGGUAUCGAAGAUGACCUUGAGUGAUUACAGCAAGUGUGCUAAUGGGGAAACCUGUGUUGUUGAUGGCGCCUUGUCACCACUGGAGAAGGCACUGUGUAAGGUGCUAUGGAGAGUCGAAAUUAUCGGAAAACGUUUGCGAACCGUUGUAGUACUAUUCACUGCCCAGAUGAAAGAGGCCCUUGACACACUGAGGAAAAGAAGAAUUGAUGCAGGCAUAGAUGUCAACAAUGUCUUCCUGUUUAGUAAUCAGAGAGGACUGGCACACAUUAGGGGGACUGACACACUUAGAGAACAUGCCUCAAAGUGCAAAGCAAGUAAUCCUGAAUUCUUACGUGCAACCAGACUCAGAAAACACAUUGCAACAGUAUCGCAAGUGAUGAACCUCCAGGACAAUGAGCUUGACCUGCUGGCAGGCUUCCUUGGACAUGAUGUGAGAACACACCGUGAGUUCUACCGCAUGCCUGAGUCCACACUUCAAGUUGCAAAACUUUCAAAGGUCCUUCUGAAGAUGGAGAAGGGUGAUGUACAGGGAUUAGCUGGUAAAAGCCUGAAAGAUGUGGAGCUGGACCCUAGUGAAGAAUACGAUACAGAUGAGAAAUCAGACGAUGACAGUGAUCCUGAACCUGAGACAUCUGUACCAGAGAAAACAAAAGAACCAGCAGAAACAGAAGCUGCACAACAACAACGGAAGAAGCAAUGGACAUUGGCUGAAAAACAAGCAGUCGUGAGACAUCUUGGAAGCUUCUUAAGGUCAAGGAAAGUUCCAGGGAAGGGACCGAUUUCUGCUCUCAUGAAAGCUGAACCCCGUCUUUUUACUGAUCGUUCCUGGAGAAACGUCAAGGACUUUGUCAGAAACCAAGUCAGGAAAAAAGAUCAGUUUAGCUUCCUUAAGAAUCUUUGAAGAAAGCAACUAUGACAAAGCCAGCUAUUUGAAACUGUGUUUGCACGUAUACAGCAUAUUAAGUUUAAUUUUAAUUCUUCGUUUUUCUUCUUGCCAAGAUGAGAGAACAAGCAGCCAUUAAUCGAAGUUUAUUUCCAGUAACGAGUAGUUGCAAACGAUUAAGCUUAAUACUGAAAUAUUGUUUUAUCUUACUCAAAAGUUUACUUAUUUAUUUGGUUUA